UUUUAUAUUCACUGCUUUGUAGGCUUGUAGAGACACUGCUUGUAAUCAUGGCAGCCAUGAAGAAAGUACUGGCUGCUGCUGCUGUUGUUGCCUUUGCAGCUUUCAUUGGAUACAAAUUCCUUAAACUAAAUGAAAUGAUGCUUGCUUCAAGAGAAAUGCCUGUGAAACACCUCAACUGUCAAUAUUUAAAGAAUAUUGAGUAUGGGGCAGAGGAUAUCACAAUACUGAAAGAUGGUCUGGCCUUUCUAAGCACAGGUUUGAAAUAUCCUGGACUUCCUUGGUUCUCCGAUGAACCAGGGAAAAUUUACAUUUUGGAUUUGCUGCACCCGAAGCCAACUCCAGUAGAGCUACAAAUCAAAGGAGAACUGGACCUUAACUCUUUCAACCCACAUGGCAUUAGUGUAUACACUGAUGAAGCAGAUGACUCUGUUUACCUGUUUGUUGUCAAUCACCCUCAGCACAAAAGCCAAGUUGAAAUCUUUCAUCUUGUUCAGGAGGACACACUUGUGCACCUCAAAACUAUAACCCACCCCCUACUCCACAGUGUAAAUGACAUUGUCGCAGUUGGAAAAGAGAGCUUCUACGCCACAAAUGAUCACUACUUUUCCAGUGAUGUAGUCCACCUUUUGACUCUCAUCCUGGAUUACCCCAUGUGUGAAGUUGUGUAUUACAGCCCUGAGGAAGUCAGGGUGGCAGCCAAUGGCUUUCUGUCUGCAAAUGGAAUCAACAUAUCACCUGACCGACGGUAUAUUUAUGUUUCAGAUAUUGUUGACCAUGAGAUCAACGUUUAUGAAAGACAAGAAGGGGAACAAUUAGUGUUUGUAAAGUCUGUAGCUGUUGGUUCACUCUGUGAUAACAUCGAGGUGGACCACAAAACAGGUGACAUAUGGCUCGGUUGUCAUCCAAAUGGCCAGAAGUUGGCAAAGUAUGACCCAGAAGAUCCGGCCGGCUCUGAGGUCAUCCGGAUCAAGAACAUUCUCUCAGAGAAACCAGUGUUGAGCCUGGAGUACGGUGAUAAUGGCCAUGUGCUAGUUGCCUCCACUGUAGCAGCUCCCUUUGAGGGAAAGUUGCUAAUUGGCUCUGUUUUCCACAAAGCCCUGUAUUGUGAUUUAAAAUAAUCUUUUAUGUAAUGAUUUUUUAAGAAUGAUGUUGUAAGAAAGGAUUUGGAUGGAUAUGUGAUAAAAAAAAAAAAGUUAUUAAUUCACAAUGUGCAAAAGAAAGAAAUGUUUUAUUUUACAAACACUGGCUCAUUGUGAAGGUGGAAACCGUAAGUCAUUUAUUUAGUAUAAUAUUCACAAAAUGCAGUUUGUUUUCUUGAUACAGGACAGUAUUUUUAAUUGUGUCAUAUUUUGGUCUUUCACACAACUCAGACCAACUGAUUUUACAAUGUUGGUAAAGGUAUACGAUCUUUGAGAAAAUAUAUUUUAUCCUUUUUCAUCUUUGUCCAUCAACCCAUUUUCCUCUAUUACCUUGGCUAUUGUAAACCUAGUCCCUCCACCAUCAGGAUGGUGAACAAUUUCCUCUUCCAUAGUAUUUUUGGAGGGUACAGUGAAGACGAGGCCAUCACUUUCUAAUUCAAAACUGUCCCCCUCUUUAUCUGCACUCACACUUUGUACAGGUUCAGUAUCUCUGUUGUCACCUUGUAUUAAAGGACGCACCUCGUGUUUGCCUUUGUCCACAUCAGUGAUAGCAUUUAUGAACACUUCACUGAUGCUCAGCAUGCGUCUGUGACGUGGCGAAUGAUCCAGGGUCUGGAUGUUGUUGGCCAGGAUGUCGCUGCAGCUCUUAGAGCGAUUUAUGUUAUUUGCAGGCAGUCUUUGUUUUUCCUUGUUUCCAAUUGCCUUGAUGACAGUGCUAUAGUCUUCUUCCUCCUCUGAUAAGAAGUUAAAGAUGUCAAUAACAGAGCGCCUUACUUCUGGAUUGUGCUUCUCCUCUACAGGCUCUGGUUCCUCAUUAUAGUAGUGUCUGUGCCUGUGCCUUCUUUUCUUAAACACUUUGUGAGCUUUCACUACCAUGUGGACAUUCCAGCUGAAGAAUAGAGACAGCCAGGCCAGGCCCAUGUAGAUCCAUAACUCAGCAAACACUCUGUACAGCCUGGGAUAUUCUAUGUUUGGAUUUACACCUGAAACGACAUUUGUUUCAUAGGACUUAACAAACCAAAAAGUUUAGAACCACAAACAACCUCAGAGAAACCUUAACUUAAAUUAAAUGACUUAUAUUAUGCUAAUGUGAACAUACCUGCCACAUAAUCUCCAAAACCAACUGUUGUGAGUGUGAUAAAAGAGAAGUAGAGGCCCUCUAGGUAGCUCCAUCCUUCCAAAGACAUGAAAACAAAUGGAGGGAUCACCAGGUGCACGACCAGCCCCCAUAACAGGAAUAAGGCUGUGCAGGUAAAUUGGACUUUUUUCUAAUGGAAGGGCGGAAAAAACACAUUACAUUUCAAUGUUAAAAUAACAUAAUAGAGCACCCUUUUAUUAACAGUUUUCAGAAAAAUACUAACUCCAGCUUUCAAUGAAAUUCUUACCACUGAAACACCUUUUCGGAUCAAAACCUGGGACAGACGUUUGGCCCGGUCUCCAAAGAAUGAACCCAGCUGACUUAUCCAUACUAGACACAGGGGGAUCCCACACAGACCAUACAGGAUGCAGAACACACGACCACCUUGAGUCUUAGGAGCAACAUUACCAUAACCUGUGGAUUACAGGAGUUAAUUUUCACACAUCUAGACUUCAUUAAUGGUUAGGUCAUCUGUUAAUCAUUUACAGAUGGGAAAUAAAGCAUAAAGGAUACUAUUAUAAAAUGGGUGUUUUCAGGUUAAAAGAAAAAGACCUUCUUAUUAUCCUCCUCUAGUAUAAAUGUUUUUAAUUUGCUUAAGUAUUCAUUUAGCAGGAAAGUCAUAGUUUGAUCAUUUGCAAAUAAUUAAUUUACAAAUACAGUAACAUUUACAACGGCACAUUUAUUGUCUUUGUUCUUGAUGUUAGUCAUUUAUUAAUCAGGGCUUGUGGUUUCUCAAUUCCCGACAAAUCUUCAAGAUAAUUAUUUUUAAGACUUAUGUACAGAGUAAGUAUUAAGUACUAUGUAUGACACUUGGUCUGUCUUUUAAAUAGUGUGGCAUUUUAAGACAAUUAUUCAUUCUGUUAGCAAAUAUUGACAGUAUUUGAUAAUAAAAAUUAAAACAAACAUAA
Molecule: messenger RNA, 3185 nt
Organism: Eleginops maclovinus (Patagonian blennie)
Lineage: Eukaryota; Metazoa; Chordata; Actinopteri; Perciformes; Eleginopidae
Product: serum paraoxonase/arylesterase 2-like
Exons: 9
Coding region: 48-1118 (356 amino acids)
Molecular function (GO): arylesterase activity
Source: RefSeq, a predicted model, not a curated record